UCGCUAUGAGCAGCCACCGGAAGAGCGAGUGAUCUGUCCCCGCCCCGGCAGCUCAGUCAGUCCGACCCGAAGAGAAGGAGAGUCCACGGCUAAAAAUACAAUAGCUAACACAAGAUGGCCGGUUUGCCUCGUAGGAUUAUAAAGGAGACGCAGCGGUUGAUGGCGGAGCCCGUUCCAGGGAUAACGGCCACGCCCGACGAAGGGAACGCUCGCUACUUCCACGUGGUCAUCGCGGGGCCCCAAGACUCUCCGUUUGAAGGGGGCACAUUUAAACUUGAACUAUUUCUUCCAGAGGAGUAUCCCAUGGCGGCUCCCAAAGUGCGAUUCAUGACCAAAAUCUACCACCCCAACGUCGACAAACUGGGAAGAAUAUGUUUAGACAUUUUGAAAGACAAGUGGUCUCCAGCCCUGCAGAUCCGUACAGUGUUGCUAUCUAUCCAGGCGUUAUUAAGUGCUCCCAAUCCAGAUGAUCCCCUGGCAAACGACGUCGCAGAGCAGUGGAAGAAAAACGAAAGCCAUGCCAUUGAGACAGCCCGAACAUGGACCAGGCUCUACGCGGGCCCCAGCGAAGUAUAGAAGAAGAGAGACGAGGCGACUGAAUGUGAUCCACAAAAUGUACUCCUAAUAUGUCAACAUUUGAAUAUAACGGACACACACACACACAACAACAAAAAAAACGAGAAAAGAAGAAAAAAAAACAAGAUCAUAAGUCCAAAUCUAUCUCAAAAGAAUUGACUGAGUCACUGCUGCAGACCUCUGGGGGACUCAUUCUCCCCUCGAAGACGCGUUCAAUGUGUGUACGUCUACUAUUAUUUUCUUUUCUUUCUGUGUUGCUAUUUAAAAUGCAUGGGCAGAGGACGGCACCCUCCCCACUACAGUCUUAAAAUCAUCAUGCAAUAUGUCGUCCUGAAGUAGGGCGCAUACUGGUACGUUUGCAAAAUAUACAUUAAAAGCUGCCCUUCUUUUAACACACUUGAUUUGUCGACACAUAUGUCCGUCUUUUUGUGAGAGAUGACGACAAACGCACAAGAGUACGGCUGCAACACACACCACCACUUGUGAGUCAAAUAAGAACGAUGACGUUUCCCUGUACUCUUUAAUUUUAAAUUUUUAUUAGGGAACACAAUGAGUUUUUAGGUGGAACGCUCAACCAUAAAAAGGUUAGUUGAACUUCCACACCUUUAUGACUGUGCAUACGGACAAUAACAACACUUUCGUAUUAAAUGGGUGGUGCAGCUACUGUAGGUUAUCUAAUGGGGGCACUUAACACACGUGAAACUUACUACACACACAAAGUAAAUGUGAGAUCAAGUCAAUUUAAACUAAGAAUAUACAUCCUCAAAUGUUUUUUUUCAGUCCUAUUUAAUCUGUAACUUCAUCUGAAAUGUAAGAUUUGUAAUUAGAGACUUAAUCAACUGAGGGGAAAACGUUUAAAACCAUUUAUGCGAUGGCUAGUUUCAAUUUAUGGCCCAGACAGAUGUGAUUCUUCACUGUUCACAUCUAAACACUGUCAGUAAAGUGAAAGUAAAGACAGAUUAUUGUGAGAUCCGAUGCAUGAGCCCAAUUAGAUGAGGAUUGUGCCCAAAAGAAUCCCAAACUGACCUGUUUCAAAUGUGAGAGUUUGUUCUUUCGGUCACGUCCAGCCACCUGAAUGAAAUAUCAACGUGUGGAUGUAAUAUUUCCUUAAUUCAAAAUAUUUUUUUUGCAUCUUUCAAUGAUCAGUCUUUACAGCCCAGUCAGACGGUUUGGGGAGGGUGAGCAAAUCGCUUCCACACGCCUUAAGAUUAAUCAGAAGCCGAAUUUUCUUUUGUUUUUAAGAGUGUAGGAAUCAGAGCUGUUUUUAUUUUCUUUCUUUUUUUAAAUGUCUGUCCAUGCUAUCUAUGUUGCCUGGUCUCCAUUUUAUUUCCAGAGGUAAUGAAACAGAAGGCAUGUACCAGAAUCAGAGUCACAUCAGGCUUUCUUCUUUUUUUUUUUGUCGAGAGUUGAGGUGCUUUUCUUUAAAGGGAUAGUUGAGGCUUUUUAUCCUUUCUUCUCACCGUGACUUUCCGAACCGGCUCUCAACCUGCUUCUGCUCUUUCUAUAUCGAUCUGUGAUGAUUAUGCAAGUGAGAUCCAUCGAUUCCGGAGGCACUUUUGUGGUAGAACAAGUGAUAACACAAAUACAAUAUUCAAAUAUUCCUCAUUAAAUGUCCUCUGUUACAGAUCUCCUAUUGGCUAGAAAUCCGCAGUCCCUGAAAACGGAAAAUCCUGCGUCAAAUUCUGCGUUGAUUAAUUGUCGAACUUAACAGCUUUCCGAAAAACGCUGAAGCUUUCCUUUCAAAGGUCACUGUGCUAGUGCGUUAGAGGGAUCGGUGUGACUCGUCGUCCAGUAACUUUAGACCCUUCACGCUCAUCUUGCUUCUGAAUGGCUCAUCUGAGGGAGGACAGUAACGUUACGUUGUAGUAAAACUUAUUUUCGUUUUCUCUUUUUCUCGCUCUUUCUCGGACUAUAUCGCAGGCUUUGGUGUGGCUUAGAUUUGUUUGUGUCCUGUCCCGACCCCCGAAGUAUUAAAUAACUGUUUCUAACCGCUGCAUUUACUCACGUCUGUAAGAUGGAGCACGGCUUAAAAGAAGAAGAAAAACGACCACAACCGAGUUAACUUAUUGUUUUUCACUGAGGAACUUGACAGUAAUCUGAAAGAAAGGAAAAAAAAAAAACAAGUCACUCACUGGAUUUUUGAAGCAUCUAGAUCAAAGGUAUCGAGAGAUCAAACUCUUGUGAAUCGGCUCCCCAUGUGUAAAGAAGAAGAAGAAGAGUUCUGUCGGUAAUUUCAGUACAUUUGCAUACAUGGCUCUUCAAAUACUCUGUAAAUAAACUGAGUUGAGUAAGUA
Pleuronectes platessa (European plaice) is the source of this 2870-nucleotide messenger RNA. RefSeq names its product ubiquitin-conjugating enzyme E2Nb (gene ube2nb). The coding region runs from base 115 to 576 and encodes 153 amino acids. The transcript has 4 exons. The record is from RefSeq and is a predicted model, not a curated record. NCBI's taxonomy places the organism in Eukaryota, Metazoa, Chordata, Actinopteri, Pleuronectiformes, Pleuronectidae.